AUGGAUGACAGUGCGGGUGACAGCAUGGGUGACAGCGCGGGUGACAGCGCGGGUGACAGUGCCGGUGACAGUGCGGGUGACAGCACGGGUGACAGCACAGGUGACAGUGCGGGUGACAGUGCGGGUGACAGCGUGGGUGAACGGGUGACAGCACAGGUGACAGUGCGGGUGACAGUGCGGGUGACAGCGUGGGUGACAGUGCCGGUGACAGCGCGGGUGACAGCGCGGGUGACAGCAUGGGUGACAGCAUGGGUGACAGUGCGGGUGACAGCACGGAUGACAGUGCUGGUGACAGUGCGGGUGACAGUGCCGGUGACAGCACGGAUGACAGUGCGGGUGACAGCGCAGGUGACACCACCAGUGACAGCAGGGGCGACAGCGCGGGUGACAGCAAGGGUCAGUGCCAGUGACAGCACCGGUGACAGUGCGGGUGACAGCGCGGAUGACAGUGCCGGUGAUACUGCGGGUGACAGCAUGGGUGACACCGCCGGUGACAGCGCGGGUGACAGCACGGGUGACAGCACGGGUGACAGCACGGGUGACAGCGCGGGUGACAGCGCGGGUGACAGCGCGGGUGACAGUGGUGGUGACAGUGCGGGUGACAGCGCGGGUGACAGCGCGGGUGACAGCGCCGGUGACAGCGCGGGGGACAGCGCCGGUGACAGCGCCGGUGACAGCGCCGGUGACAGCACGGGUGACAGCGCGGGUGACAGCGCGGGUGACAGUGCCGGUGACAGUGCCGGUGACAGCGUGGGUGACAGUGCCGGUGACAGUGCGGGUGACAGCGCGGGUGACACCGCAGGGAUCAGCCCCAGCCCCGCCCCAGCUGCCACAGUUCGGGUGUUUGUGAGAAUCAAUGAGGGGCUGAGCUCAAAAAAUGAGGAGAGACCCGAGGCAGCACCCAAAUCCCGACAAAUUCACCCAAAUCCUGCCAAAUUCACCCAAAUCCUGCCAAAUUCACCCAAAUUCAGCCAAAUAAACCCAGCCAAAUCCACCCAAAUCCUGACAAAUCCUGCCAAAUCUACCCAAAUCCACCCAAAUCCUGCCAAAUUCACCCAAAUUCAGCCAAAUAAACCCAGACAGGAGAUUUCCACCCCCUGA
This is a messenger RNA of Onychostruthus taczanowskii (white-rumped snowfinch), 1101 nucleotides long. RefSeq names its product circumsporozoite protein-like. NCBI's taxonomy places the organism in Eukaryota, Metazoa, Chordata, Aves, Passeriformes, Passeridae. The record is from RefSeq and is a predicted model, not a curated record. Bases 1 to 1101 code for a protein of 366 amino acids. The transcript is spliced from 4 exons.